Messenger RNA from Misgurnus anguillicaudatus (oriental weatherfish), 1570 nucleotides. Lineage: Eukaryota; Metazoa; Chordata; Actinopteri; Cypriniformes; Cobitidae. The record is from RefSeq and is a predicted model, not a curated record.
UUUCUUGACUAGUCAGGAGUUGCUAUAAAUGAUAAAAAUACUGUUGAAUUAGCUUAAGUUAUUUCAACUUUAUAAUUCGCUAGUUACGAAAGUUGAAGUUAAUUGUAAAUUCAAGAUGAUCCAACUUAAAUGUUUAAGUGAAAUAGGGUUAGUUUUGUUUUUUGUGUUAUUGUGUAUUAAACAAAAUAAAGCCAACAGUCCUUGAAGUAUCUUUAAGUUGUUAUUAAAUGGACUGAUCAAGAUGUCAUUUUUGAAUUUUUUUGUUAGCCUUUUUGGUUCUGAAAUUUACACAGAAAAAUGUACGAAUGUGUAAUCGAUUUCUUUUUGAGAUGUGCACAUUAAAGGGGACAUAUCAUGAAAAUCGGAUUUUUUCCAUGUUUAACCUUGGAGAACCAACGGGGUCAAAUUUGCCCACUGUUAAUUGCUGCUAUCCAAAAUCUUCUUGUUUAAGUGCUAUGAUUGGGUCCUCAGUGUUUCUAUCAACCUAAAAAAUAUGAAAAAGUCAACACAGUAACUUAGUUUUGGUAAACCAUUUUCUGCAAGCAUGUGAAAAAAUACGUCAUUGAAAUUUGGCUCCUCUUGUGAUGUCAGAAGGGGAUAAUGUCGCCCUUUUAAUCUGCACUAUCCAGCCACAGCACUGCCAUUUAGUGCAGAGAUCAGCUCAUUUGCAUUUAAAACAUCCAAAAAUGGCACAUUUUGGCUCAAACUUACAAAGUGGCAAUUUAAACAUGAUAUAAUAAAUUAUCUAUAUGGUAUUUUUGAGCUAAAACUUCACAUAUGCACUCUGGGGACAUCAAAGAUUUGUAAAAUUCUUGUAAAAUGUCCCGUUUAAAAUAAAUCACCCUGCAUUGAUUUUCUUUCGGUUUCAUUUUACUGUAACAUUCUAAAAUUGCGUGUGUCUUUGAUUCUUUGUAUGCCCUCCCGCCUAAAUAAAUUCACGAGUCUUCACCAGUGUGUGUCUUUGCAGGGUGGCACCAUCAGAAGUUCGUGAAGGAGCUCUGCAAUGGCUUCCUGUGUUUUGAUUCAUCUGCUUUUAACUGUGGUUUUAUUCCACAUGACAGCUGCUUCUUGCAAAUCUUACGUGAGUAGCAGUGGCGUGUAUAAAGACUCUCUUAGCUGCGGUUUCACAGAAACCUGCUGUGGGACCUGUGAUUACAGAUACUGCUGCUCAGCAGGGAACAAUUUUACUGAGGAGGAUCAAGAUGCCUGCUUUACGUUUGCAAAAAGCCACGGCAGUAAUGAUGCUUCCAUCGGAAUGGUAAUAACGCUGGUUGUGAUUAUUGUCAUCGUGGUUCUCAUCUGUCGUUGCUGGCGGCGCUGUUGUCUCUACAACCUGUGCAGAAAACCCAGAACCGUGGUGGUAACGACACCACCAGCAGCAGCAGCAGCAACAACAACAGUCAUAAAUAUGCAAAGCAUUGUGCCUGUCGCUCAGUACCCAGCAUAUCAGCCUGUGUCAACACAGCCAGGUUAUGGAGGGCAGCCAUAUCCGGCACAGCCAUGCGCACAAGGACCCCCACCCUCAUAUCAGACAGCCGGUAAGAAUGGCAAAUGAUCCUGUAAGCUCAAU